AUGAUGUUUCCCUUGGCCAAAUGGGCACUGCUUAAUGGUCUCAAGAGGCAAACCAUUCAGUGUUGCAGCAAGACAAACCCAUAUGAAAUACCAAAUUUUCAUGACAAAUAUGGCAAUACUGUGCUAGCUAGUGGAGCCAUUUUCUGUGUUGUUACAUGGGUGUUUUUAACUACACAGGUGGGAAUACUAUGGAACCCAUCUCCUGUUGCCCAAGCCACCCCAAAAGAGUGGAAAAAUAAAUAA
Messenger RNA from Heterocephalus glaber (naked mole-rat), 243 nucleotides. RefSeq names its product cytochrome c oxidase subunit 7B, mitochondrial-like. Lineage: Eukaryota; Metazoa; Chordata; Mammalia; Rodentia; Bathyergidae. Gene Ontology annotation, biological process: mitochondrial electron transport, cytochrome c to oxygen. The record is from RefSeq and is a predicted model, not a curated record. Gene Ontology annotation, cellular component: mitochondrion; respiratory chain complex IV.